UCCUUUUUUCGCUCUUUCAUCCAUUCUUAAUAUAUUCAUCAUCAAAACACCUUGUAACAAAUUCAAUCUUGAAUGCCGGAAGACGAACAAAGAGUCACAAUGUCAUUGGGGGAGUCACCGUCUUUGCCUCCAAAACACAACAAUAAUUCGGACCCAAAUUUCUUUUCAACUUUUCCAACCGCUGAUGACGACUUUAGCAACCGUCCUAGCAACUUCUCUGGCUACGACCAUAAUCGUAUGAGUAGUGACGCUUCACCCAUUUUGAUGUCACCAUGGAACCAAAGCUCUCCAUUCCAUGCAUCUCCUUGGUUUGGUGGUGUAAUUGAUAGUUCAAGCCACCACAAGAAUGAAGAACAAAAAGAUAGGGAAGGACUCGUCGGGUCACUUUUUCGGGAGGAAGGCCACAUAUAUUCCCUAGCCGCGACUGGCGACUUACUUUACACCGGAUCCGACAGUAAAAACAUCCGUGUAUGGAGGAAUUUGAAGGAGUUCACCGCGUUUAAGUCCAGUAGUGGGCUUGUGAAAGCGAUUAUCUUAUCUGGUGAUCGUAUAUUCACCGGCCAUCAAGAUGGAAAAGUACGAGUUUGGAAGAAAAGCCGAAAAGAUCCAAGCAUCCAUCAACGUAUCGGAACAUUCCCAACGUUUUUCGACAUUUUAAAGUCGUCAAUGAGGCCUAAAAAUUACGUUGAAAUAAAACGAAAGUGCACAACACUUUGGAUGAAACAUUGUGAUGCGAUUUCUUGUCUAAGUAUUGACGAAGAAGAAGGUCUUUUAUAUUCGGGCUCAUGGGACCGGACAUUUAAAGUUUGGAAAAUAUCCAACUCUAAAUGUUUAGAGUCAGUAAAAGCACACGAAGACGCUGUAAACAGCGUCGUCAUGUGCAAAAAUUCCAGACUGGUGUUCACUGGAUCCGCAGAUGGAUCCGUGAAAGUCUGGAAACGUGAAGGACAAGGAAAACAAACAAAACAUAACCACGUUGAAACUUUGUUAAAUCAAGAAUGCGCGGUGACGGCCUUGGCCGUGUCGGAAACCGGUUCUUUUGUGUAUGCCGGGUUGUCGGACGGGUUGGUUAACUUUUGGGAAUGGGAAAAACAGUUAUCUCAUGGUGGUCUUUUGAAGGGACAUAAAUUGGCUGUUUUGUGUUUAUCGGCAGCUGGAAACUUAUUGUUUAGUGGUUCGGCUGAUAAAACAAUAUGUGUAUGGAAAAGAUAUGGGAGUAUGCAUAACUGUUUGUCGGUGCUGACGGGGCAUACCGGACCGGUGAAGUGUUUAGCGGUGGAACGGGAGACGAAAGGGAGUUCCGGUGAGUCGAAAUGGGUGGUUUAUAGUGGUAGUUUAGAUAAGUCAGUAAAGGUAUGGAAUGUGUCCGAAAAGGCUCCGGAGAUGCAACAACAAAUGAGUAUCUUGCCUUAUGUUAGAUCUUGAUGUUUGAGAUUGAAUUGGUGAUUAUUAGUUUGGUUUUGAACA
Molecule: messenger RNA, 1467 nt
Organism: Erigeron canadensis
Lineage: Eukaryota; Viridiplantae; Streptophyta; Magnoliopsida; Asterales; Asteraceae
Product: protein JINGUBANG-like
Exons: 2
Coding region: 73-1425 (450 amino acids)
Molecular function (GO): protein binding
Source: RefSeq, a predicted model, not a curated record